AUGACGUUUCACCUGUCUGGCUCGUGGUUAAUAUCGCCUGAAUCGGACAAUCAAGCGCAUGGUCUUAAAGAUCAAACAACGGUGAUUGCCACCAUAACAUUCCCCAGUACGGCCAAGAAAUCCGCAUAUUCAGAGCUCGCAAAGCACCCUACGCUUUUCUACUCAGCCAACUCGUUCUGCUGCCAACCUUGGAAGUCACAAGACCCAACACCUGAUCUUUCAUCAGCAUCGCCAGUCUAA
Molecule: messenger RNA, 240 nt
Organism: Histoplasma mississippiense
Lineage: Eukaryota; Fungi; Ascomycota; Eurotiomycetes; Onygenales; Ajellomycetaceae
Exons: 2
Coding region: 1-240 (79 amino acids)
Source: RefSeq, a predicted model, not a curated record